This is a messenger RNA of Medicago truncatula (barrel medic), 1435 nucleotides long. RefSeq names its product pyridoxal reductase, chloroplastic. Gene Ontology annotation, cellular component: cytoplasm. The transcript is spliced from 8 exons. The coding region runs from base 99 to 1193 and encodes 364 amino acids. NCBI's taxonomy places the organism in Eukaryota, Viridiplantae, Streptophyta, Magnoliopsida, Fabales, Fabaceae. The record is from RefSeq and is a predicted model, not a curated record.
UUUCUUAAUCGACAAAACUGAUCCAUAACAGUUAGUUACCACCACACAACGAAUUAACUACCAAAACUGAUUUUGUGUUAUGUUACAUAACAAUAACAAUGGCACUCUCAUCUUGCUGCAGUUUUGUUGUUUGUUCCUCAAACAUUAACAACCCUUUACCAUCUUUUACUUUCAAAUUCCCUUCCCUAUGGCCAUCCACCCAAAACCAAAAGCUCAAGAUGGGGCCUCUAAGUGUUUCUCCAAUGGGUUUUGGAACUUGGGCAUGGGGUAAUCAGCUUCUUUGGGGGUAUCAAGAAUCCAUGGAUGAUGACCUACAGCAAGUGUUUAACAUGGCUGUUGAGAAUGGUGUUAAUCUUUUUGAUACUGCUGAUUCUUAUGGUACUGGAAGGUUUAAUGGUCAGAGUGAGAAACUUCUUGGGAAGUUCAUUCGAGAUUUUCGAGAGAAAAAAGGGAGCCAGAAUGAAAUUGUGAUUGCAACAAAAUUUGCUGCUUAUCCAUGGCGCCUUACACCAGGGCAGUUUGUCGAUGCUUGCAGGGCAUCACUAGAUAGGAUGCAGAUUGAGCAAAUUGGGAUAGGACAACUGCAUUGGUCAACUGCAAAUUAUGCUCCUUUUCAAGAAUUAGCUCUUUGGGAUGGUUUAGUGGCAAUGUAUGAUAAGGGUUUAGUUCAAGCUGUUGGAGUAAGUAAUUAUGGACCAAAGCAGCUUUUGAAGAUACAUGAUUACUUGAAAGACCGCGGAGUUCCGUUAUGCUCAGCCCAGGUGCAAUUUUCUUUGCUAAGCAUGGGGGAAGAUCAACUAGAGAUCAAGAGUAUAUGUGAUUCUUUAGGUAUUCGCGUAAUUGCUUAUAGUCCUCUAGGACUAGGAAUGCUUACUGGGAAAUACUCAGCAUCCAAACUUCCAACUGGACCAAGGGGAUUGCUAUUUAAGCAAAUACUUCCUGGACUGGAUCCUUUAUUGAGUUCCCUGAGAGAUAUUGCAAAUAAAAGACGCAAAACCAUGUCACAGGUUGCAAUAAAUUGGUGCAUAUGCAAAGGUACAAUUCCAAUUCCUGGAGUCAAGUCAAUAACACAAGCAGAGGAAAAUUUGGGUGCUCUGGGUUGGCGUCUCUCCUCAAACGAGCUACUUCAGUUGGAGGAUGCAGCACAGCAAUCGCCUCGCAGGAUGAUCCAAAACAUUUUUCAAACCAGAUGAUAUUAGCGGCACAAGUUGCACACUGAGAAUAACAAGGCAAGGCCUCAUGGUUUUUAUCAUCUUCUAACAAGAAAACCAGAGAAGAUUGUUGAACAAUUUCAUCUAUACUCGUCCAGAAGAGAUCGUUGUUUUUAAAGUAUUGCAGUUACGUGCAUAUCUUCGUUUUUAAAGUAUUGCAGUGUGCAUAUUGUGAAGAGUUGUGUAACUUCAAGAGCACCAAUCCUGAUCAUAUACUUGGACAA